AUGGUCGACCGUCCGCCCUCGCGAGAACUGCGCGCCCUGCAGCCUGUCGAAGUGUCUGGCCACACCGUCUUCAAUAUCGAUCACCCAUCUAGCAAGCGGAGGUCCCGACUGCGCACGUCCGUGCAGUUGCAGAACUCGUCGACAGCAGCAGAAGAAUCAGAUAGUGCAGCACCAGCGAUAGCGAAUGCCGGAACACCACAUCCACAGUCACCCUCCUGCGAGACCACCGCCGCGAUGCCGGAAGUGGAACAAGCCGUCGCCGAGCGCAAAUCGUACUUACACUCUUCUUCUGCAGAAAUGACGGGACAGACGCCCGAAGACAAGGAGAUUAUCCAAAACAAGCUCAUCAACGAGGAGUACAAGAUAUGGAAGAAGAACAGCGUCUUUCUCUACGAUAUCAUGUACAGCCGCGCCCUCGAAUGGCCCACCCUCACAACGCAGUGGCUGCCGCAAGUCCAAGACGUACCUGGUACCAACAUGCGCCAACAUAAGAUGAUCAUCGGCACCCACACGUCCGGUAGCGCCGCCGACUAUCUGCAGCUGUGCGCCAUCAACCUACCGAAGCCACCGGCAAUGACCGCCGCAGACUACAACCCUCACAGUGAGGAGCUUGGUGGACACGGCGCAACCAAAGAGCCUAUCACUUUCAGCGUCAUUCAGAAGAUCACCCACCCGGGCGAAGUCAACAAGGCCCGCUACCAACCGCAGUGCGUCAACAUCAUUGCAACGUGGUCGCCGAACAAGAAUGUCUACGUCUGGGACCGCUCCAAGCUUCCUUCUGUCCCCACUGGUGAAAUCAAGCCUCAGGCAACACUCAAAGGUCACGAGAAGGAGGGAUUCGCAUUGGAGUGGAAUCCACAAGUCGAGGGCCAGCUGAUUUCUGGAGGCGAAGAUACGACUGUACGAUUGUGGGACAUAGUUGGCAGCUUUACGCAGGACAACUCCGUCAUUUCUCCGGCUCGUACGUUCACACACCACUCUGCCGUUGUGAACGACGUGCAAUUUCAUCCUAUACACGGCAGGAACCUCUUCGGCUCGGUGUCAGACGACAAAACCAUGUGUCUGGUGGACUUGCGCUCCAAGGUUGACAACAGAGCCGCCAUCCAGUUCGACAGCGCGCAUGCUGAUGCCAUCAAUUCUUUAUCGUUCCAUCCAAAGCACGACAAGCUGUUUGCAGCGGGCUCCGCCGACAAGACUAUUGGUAUCUUUGACCUGCGCUUCCCUUCACACGGCAAGAUCCACAGCCUCGAGGGCCAUAAGGAUAUCAUUACCAAGGUCGACUGGCACCCAACAGAUUCCGCUAUCCUGGCCUCGGCUUCCAACGAUCGCCGCAUCAUCUUCUGGGACCUCUCCAAAACUGGUGCCGAGCAGACUCCGGAGGACGCUGAGGAUGGUCCGCCAGAGAUGCUCUUCAUGCACGGAGGACACACCAACCGCUUAUCUGACUUCUCGUGGAAUAAGAACGAUCCCUGGGUCAUAUGCUCAACAGGCGAAGACAACCUCAUUCAAUGCUGGCGUGCUAGCAGACAUCUCGUCGAGCUGCCGCCGUCGUUUGUGCAGAAGAGGGAGGUCGAAGGUCAAGGUGUGCAUUAG
Lecanosticta acicola is the source of this 1593-nucleotide messenger RNA. NCBI's taxonomy places the organism in Eukaryota, Fungi, Ascomycota, Dothideomycetes, Mycosphaerellales, Mycosphaerellaceae. The record is from the annotation of a GenBank genome assembly.